CAGGAAUCCGCAGAAUGCCCCGGCGCUCGGCGGCGUCUUGCAUCAGCCGGCAGAAGUUCGCGCUCGGCCGGGAAAAGAAAUCUGCGGCCCCACUCCGGCGGGUCUAGAGCUGCUGGUCUGGGGCUGAAGUAACCUGCCGUGAUGAUCUCCCCUCCCAGGAUGCCCCUCCUGCUGCUGCUACUCCACAUCCCAAGUGCUGCCAAAGCUCAGGUUAAUCCAGCUGUGUGCCGUUAUCCUCUGGGCAUGUCAGGCGGCCACAUCCCGGACGAAGACAUCUCCGCCUCCAGCCAGUGGUCUGAAUCCACAGCAGCCAAGUAUGGAAGGCUUGAUUCAGAAGAGGGUGAUGGGGCUUGGUGUCCGGAGAUCCCCGUUGAGCCGGAUGACCUCAAGGAGUUCCUUCAGAUUGACCUGCACGCCCUGCACUUUAUCACCCUGGUGGGGACCCAGGGACGACACGCUGGCGGCCACGGCAAUGAGUUUGCACCAAUGUACAAGAUCAAUUACAGCCGGGAUGGCACCCGGUGGAUUUCCUGGAGGAACCGGCAUGGGAAGCAGGUGCUGGAUGGAAACACCAACCCUUAUGACAUUGUCCUCAAGGACCUGGAGCCUCCCAUCAUAGCUCGCUUCAUACGCUUCAUUCCCAUCACCGACCACUCUAUGAACGUCUGCCUGCGAGUGGAGCUCUAUGGCUGCACGUGGCUAGAUGGGCUGGUUUCCUACAAUGCUCCUGCUGGACAGCAGUUCAUCCUUCCCAGCGGCACAGUCAUUUACCUCAAUGAUUCUGUGUAUGACGGCGCUUUUGGCUACAGCAUGACUGAGGGACUGGGCCAGCUGACGGACGGUGUUUCUGGCCUGGAUGACUUCACACAGACCCAUGAGUACCACAUGUGGCCUGGCUAUGACUACGUGGGGUGGCGCAAUGAGAGCGCUGCUGGGGGCUACAUUGAAAUCAUGUUUGAAUUUGAUCGGAUCAGAAACUUCACCACCAUGAAGGUGCACUGCAACAACAUGUUUGCCAAGGGGGUGAAGAUCUUCAAGGAAGUUCAGUGCUAUUUCCGCUCCGAUGCCAAUGAGUGGGAGCCCAACACCAUCUCCUCGGUGCUGGUGCUGGAUGAUGUCAACCCCAGUGCGCGGUUCGUCACUGUGCCCUUGCUUCAUCGCAUGGCCAGCGCCAUCAAGUGCCAGUAUUACUUUGCCGACACCUGGAUGAUGUUCAGUGAGAUCACUUUCCAGUCAGAUGCAGCCAUGUACAACAACUCCGGAGCCCCUCCCGAGUCUCCUGUAGCACCCACCACUUACGAUCCAACCCUCAAAGUGGAUGACAGCAACACACGCAUCCUGAUUGGCUGCCUGGUGGCAAUCAUCUUCAUCCUGGUGGCCAUCAUUGUCAUCAUCCUGUGGAGGCAGUUCUGGCAGAAGAUGCUGGAGAAGGCUUCUCGGCGGAUGCUGGAUGACGAAAUGACCGUCAGCCUCUCCCUGCCUAGUGAAUCCAGCAUGUUCAACCACAACCACUCCUCCUCAUCUAGCGAGCAGGAGUCCAACUCCACCUAUGACCGCAUCUUCCCCCUGGGCCCAGACUACCAGGAGCCCUCACGGUUGAUCCGCAAACUGCCAGAGUUUGUCCCAGGAGACGAAGAGGCAGGCUGCAGUGGAGUCGUCAAACCUGCCCAGCCAAGUGGCCCCGAGGGAGUCCCCCAUUAUGCAGAAGCUGACAUUGUGAAUCUGCAGGGGGUGACAGGCAGCAACACCUACUCUGUGCCUGCCAUCACUAUGGACCUGCUCUCGGGUAAGGAUGUGGCUGUGGAAGAGUUCCCUAGGAAACUGCUAACCUUCAAGGAGAAGCUUGGAGAAGGCCAGUUUGGGGAGGUUCAUCUCUGUGAAGUGGAGGGGAUGGAAAAGUUCAUGGACAAAGAUUUUGCUUUGGACGUCAGCUCCAACCAACCUGUCCUGGUGGCUGUGAAAAUGCUGCGAGCAGAUGCCAACAAGAAUGCCAGGAAUGACUUUCUGAAGGAGAUUAAGAUCAUGUCACGUCUCAAGGACCCCAAUAUCAUCCGGCUGCUGGCAGUGUGCAUCACUGACGACCCUCUCUGCAUGAUUACUGAGUACAUGGAGAAUGGCGACCUCAACCAGUUCCUAUCCCGCCACGAGCCCCAGCUCCCCCCUGCCAGCAAUGGACCCAUCGUCAGCUACACUGACCUGAAGUUCAUGGCCACUCAGAUUGCCUCUGGCAUGAAGUACCUCUCCUCUCUGAAUUUUGUGCAUCGGGACCUGGCCACACGCAACUGCUUGGUGGGUAAGAACUACACCAUCAAAAUAGCAGACUUUGGCAUGAGCAGGAACCUGUACAGUGGAGACUACUACCGAAUCCAGGGGCGGGCCGUGCUCCCUAUUCGCUGGAUGUCCUGGGAGAGUAUUUUAUUGGGAAAAUUCACUACAGCCAGUGAUGUCUGGGCUUUUGGGGUGACACUAUGGGAGACCUUCACUUUUUGCCGAGAGCAGCCGUAUUCCCAGCUGUCAGAUGAACAGGUCAUUGAGAAUACCGGAGAAUUCUUCAGGGAUCAGGGGCGGCAGACGUACCUUCCCCAACCUGCUCUCUGCCCUGAUCCUGUCUACAAGCUAAUGCUCAGCUGCUGGAGACGAGACACAAAAGAUCGCCCCUCCUUCCAGGAAAUUCACCACCUCCUGCAACCAUCAGCCAGCGAAGAGUGACACUUUGCUUCCCUUACACGUCCUGCUCCUCAUCCCACCCCAGAAGACCCACCUGUAAAAACUGAAGCCACUUCACCUGGACUCACAACAAAACCUGGGCAGUGGGGCUUCUUCUACUGCACAUUAAAAAAACACCAUAAGCGGAGAAAAAAGUGAGAAGGAACUAAGCCUAGAUCAGACCAAAUCCAUAGUUCAUAUGACAAGCUAACUCUGGAAUGACAAAGGAUGAACAAGGGUUAUUGAUAGAUGUGGCAUGUUCCUGUUUAUCAGUGGAUUCAGUCAAAGAGGAUUAUGUUUUCCCAUUUUGGAAGGGGAAAAGUAAGGCCCAUGUUCUCCAUGAAGAGGCUCCUCGUGUGCUGGAAAUGCAUCCGUGGAUGGGAGCACACACCAGGAAAGUGCGUGGUAAAGGGAGGGUAUUUGGGGGAUGUGCCGAGUGCAGGGAAUGCAGGUGAGGAACACAGUGAUGCAGGAGUUGCCACUAAAGCAGAGUGGGCUGUGCAAUUACAAAGUGAAAACUGAACCUGUCUGGACACUUUUAGGCUUCAGACAGGCUAAACGGAUUUAGCAUUUGCCUGGUUAGGAUUCCUCCCAUCCUUGUUUGGUUACAGCCCGUUAGAUAGGGGAAAACCCAAACACAUUGUGUAGUACAAUGUGCCAGCUGCUGGGCUGGAAUGUGUAUCCUGCUUGGUAGGUGAACAUUCCCACUGCAAUGGGGGCAUUGCUUUCUGAGGAGCAUAUGGUUUACUGCAUCUGCUGCAGGACCAAUGAGGAAUGACAAGCCACCCAUCUAGAGGACAGCAGAGGUGCCCUCUUCUGACCCAGGCACGGCCUCUUGAGAGGACCUCAUGUCCCUGAGAAAUGCAUUCUGCAUCUGCUGUUCAUGCUAUCAGGGUAGGGAAAUCCUACAGCUACCAGAUUAGUGGGGUAGGUGCUAGCUCUGCAUUUCCUGAGAAUCAGGGUUAGAGAGACAUUUUAGAACAAACAUUUCAUUUCAAAGGUUAAAUGGCCAUAAUUGCCCAGUUCCCUCGCCCUGUAUAAACUCCCCCCCACAAGCUUUAAUAAGUAAAGGAUCAGGAUGUUGCACUGCUCUGGAUAUCCGCCAGCACCAAGGGCUGCCACUAGCACCCACCCCUGCCUGCAGUAACCUUGAGUACCAUGAUAACAUGGUUUGUUGUGAAUACAAUACCUGGAGUUACCACUAAUGAUAGCUUCUCUCCUGCCCACCCCAUCUUGACACAGAGGCUCCCUUGGCAUGUCAUGUUCUAUUCUAGGGCUUUGUCUGACUCCCAGCUGUGGUCUGGAAGGAUUUCCAGCUGAAAGUACUUGGGACCAAUCUAGCUGUGGUUGGAGCUUCUAUGAGAAUGAAUGUGCUCCCCUGGCAUCCCCCAGAUUUGGUUGCUGCAUGAAUGAUUUGGGCAGCGUCCCUACUGGCGCUGUUUGCUCUGUCAGUUUCCAGUCAAUGUACACAAAGGGACUUGCUGAUGCAAUGGGUGUGAAAGUGAGACCCUUAGAGUAUGGAAUACACCUCUGUUUCCUACAAGGAUGCCUCUUAUUUGCAUACACACCAGUCCUUGAAAUUCAACAGAGAACACAGUUGGUCUGAUACGCUCAUACUGAGAUGCCCAAACCUCUAGCACUGUUUCCAGUAUACUAUAACCUAGCAUGGAUAGGGUAUGCGUAUAUGGGUGCUUUGCCUAUGCUAAGUGAGCAAACCAUUGCAGGGACAUGGGCUGUGUGAAAUAGUUGGCUGCCUCACUCGUCCUGACAGCAGCUGGUAUGUCAACACAGCAGCUCUAUUUGCAUCAGAACCAUCUUGGCUAUCACCGCCCAGAAAGACUUGCAAUUGCAGUUGUACCAAUUGCCAGGGUGUCUAGAAUGACUCACGAAUAUGGGUGCCAGUCUCAGGGCAGUCUGUUAAGAAACAAGGCACGAACCCCAAACUCCUUGUAUGUUCUGUACUUAGAUUUCAUCAACUAAGUAACAAAUGUGAACUUCUCAACCAUUGUAACAGCCUUAACUUGGAGUCACAGACAGUCCCCUCGGGCGCUCAGGGCUGUCUUGUCACCCAGGCAAGCCUGCCUCUGUGUGGUCCCUUUACACCAAAAAUCACAGCACUAUUCAGGUUAUUCCCAGUCCCAAAGUACCAGUCACUUACCCCAGGUCAAGUGCAUCCUAGAUUUCUCACUAAAGAUAAUGUUUGUAGCCAAUCCUGUAAUAAACUAUCUAAAGGUUUAUUAAAAGAAAUAAGAGUUAUUUACAAGGUUAAAGCAGGUGCCAAAAGAUUAUGAUAGCUGCUAUAAUAUGCAAGCUUUAUAUGUUCUUUAGGGCUAACUCAGCUGCGGAUCUUUGCUUAUGUUUAGGAAUCUUUGCUCCUCAGAGUCCAAAAAGCAUUUUUAUUCCCUUUGCCUCUGAGUCCAAACUGAUGGGACAAACAUUUGUGCACGUCACCUCUUCAUGGGUGUGGAGGGACCAAUCAACAAGUCCACUGAUGUACCACAGUGGCUUGUCUUGUGUCUGCAGAUCUUUUGUUGGGCAGAAGAUGACACCUCUUGUGGUACACUAGUAUUUCACACUUUUGUAAUGCUUCUCUCCUGAUGGUGGUGGGGGUAUCCCAGUUUCAUAGCAAACACUUUCAUAGUUACAGAGCAAAUACUUAAAUAUUACAUGGGAUACAGAUAUUAUAAGUGAGAUAAUACAUGCAGCAUCCUACAAGCAUUUCAUAAAGUAUAAACUAAACACAUUCUUAUCACUCUAAUAUCUGUUUUAACCACCCUAACAUACAGGUGAGCCAGACUGGUUUCCAACUCUGUAUUUGUCAGUGUUCAGGAAGGCCUGGGCCCUUGCCAUGAGCUGGCACCUGGUCUGCCAGUGUUACAUUCUUACUUUCUAGGAUUCCUCUGGGGGCUCAUAGUGUUGCUGGGAGUGUGGGUAAUUUCCCUGAGUGAAAUUAUGCAUUAUGAGGUGGAGUUGGGAGGAUGGGCUGAACCUGGGCACAUUCAGUGCUUGGGUGUUCCAAACUACACAGGGAACCAAAUAUUGCAGACUGCACUGGUGCAGCCAACGCUAAGCUAACAGCUUCAUGCCAGACACUGCAAACAGUUAGUAGAAUUUCCAUUUGAGAUGGAUGUUGUUUGCAGGGCCACCCAGAGGAUUCAGGGGGCCUGGCCCCCACCGUCGAAUUGCCGCCGAAGACCCGGCACUUCGGGGGCGGGUC
This is a messenger RNA of Mauremys reevesii (Reeves's turtle), 5923 nucleotides long. RefSeq names its product discoidin domain receptor tyrosine kinase 2 (gene DDR2). Gene Ontology annotation, cellular component: signaling receptor complex; membrane. The record is from RefSeq and is a predicted model, not a curated record. The transcript has 17 exons. Lineage: Eukaryota; Metazoa; Chordata; Testudines; Geoemydidae. Gene Ontology annotation, molecular function: ATP binding; protein tyrosine kinase collagen receptor activity; collagen binding. Bases 142 to 2709 code for a protein of 855 amino acids. Gene Ontology annotation, biological process: protein phosphorylation; positive regulation of kinase activity; multicellular organism development.